Messenger RNA from Trichosporon asahii var. asahii CBS 2479, 891 nucleotides. Its product is annotated as delayed-type hypersensitivity antigen - related protein. Bases 1 to 891 code for a protein of 296 amino acids. The record is from RefSeq and is a predicted model, not a curated record. Lineage: Eukaryota; Fungi; Basidiomycota; Tremellomycetes; Trichosporonales; Trichosporonaceae. The transcript has a single exon.
AUGUUCACCAACCUCGUCGUUGCUGCCCUCGCGGCCAGCUCGGCCCACGCUGCCUCCUACAUCGGCUGUAACAACCUGUUCGGCCUCGGCAUCUCCGUCCCGACCUUCCCCAAGGCGACGGAGAAAGAGUGUCUCGACACCUGCAAGAACAGGGGUGAAUCCUACGGCUUCUACCAGGCGUCGACCAACUGGUGUUUCUGUUCGGUCGACUCGUCGGCGUCCCGCGCUGUUGUCGGCCCCGGCAACAAGGACCAGUGCAGCGAUUUCCGUGCCUAUGCCCUCAAGACGACUUUUGACGAUGUCACCUGCUCUGACAACCUCGCCCGUGACGCGCGCGACAGCGGUCUGUACAAGGGCGCUGAUCUGUACCUCAACUCGUGCUACCAGGCCUGCAGGAAGGCCAAGUACGCCAUCUUCCGCCCCCGUGGUGCUGGUUUCCUCGGCAUCGACUACGAGUGCAUGUGCGCCAACUACCCUCCCGUCACCUCUGGCGGUACCACGUGUGGCCGCAACAACUACUACAUCCAGUCGCACACCCCCGGAGAGGCUGCUUCUGGUCUCGCCCGCCGUGCUGUUCACGAGCGCGCUGCUGCCGCCCAGGCCCUCCUCGAUGCCAACCCGUUCUGCCCCGUCGGCUUCAAGCCCUGCCAGGUCUCGCCCAACGCCGACGACGGCUACGAGUGCCUCCGCACCGAGACUGAGCUCGAGUCUUGCGGUGGCUGCGUCUUCGGCGUCUACGGCGCUGAGAACACCAACUCCACCGGUGUUGACUGCACUGCUCUGCCUGGUGUCGACCGCACUAGCGUUUCGUGCAAGCUCGGACAGUGCCAGGUCUCCCGCUGCCGCCGCGGCUUCGCCCUCAGCAACGGCGUCUGCGAGCCCACCGCCUAA